Molecule: messenger RNA, 1544 nt
Organism: Sceloporus undulatus (fence lizard)
Lineage: Eukaryota; Metazoa; Chordata; Lepidosauria; Squamata; Phrynosomatidae
Gene: TEX26
Product: testis expressed 26
Exons: 7
Coding region: 200-1243 (347 amino acids)
Cellular component (GO): cytoplasm
Source: RefSeq, a predicted model, not a curated record
UGCAACACGCUCCCUUGGUCACAAUAACGCUCCCGAUGCCGGGGCAACAGGAGGGAAGGCGGGAGAGCGGGAGGGAGGGACGGAGAGACGGAGGGAGGGAGGGAGGGAGGCAGCCGCCUCGCCGUGGUCCCUCAUUUCCCCGCUGCUUCUCCUCAGUGGUACUUCAACGGCGACGGACUGAGGGGCAGAGGGGCCUGGCAUGGAGCCCACCGAGUGGGAGCAGGGCCCUCUCCUGCCCCCUAUUAAUGGGGCCACGGCGGCGGUGCCCGCUCCAGCCUCCGCAGCCCCGAAGGGCCUUCCCUGGAGACCAAGGUCGGCUCGGGUGGCGUCGCCAUCCCCUUCGCCGAUUGCAGUAGGUAAAAUAAACUGGGAUCCUUAUGAAUCAACAAUGAAACACGAUUUUCUCUUUAAACCUGCAACAGAUCCUGAUGCAGAUUGUGCCAGAGCAGGGAGAGGGCAUGUAAUUCCCUUUCAAGUAGAUGAACCAACUGGAAGAAAUGUUUACCAAGAUGAAUACUGCUGGAAGCCUUAUUCCAAGGCAGAAGCUAUAAGGGCUGGCACUGCAUCAGGAAUAAGGAGAAACAACCCUCAGACUGGAGAGCGUUUUCUGAUGUGGCAAAGGAAACACAAAGAGGAAACACCAUUGCCUACAGAAAGCUUUUCACCUUGGACAAAAUCUAUUACCAAACAUGAUAUUGAGGAAGCAUUAAAAAACCAAUAUAAAACAUCUUAUGCAAGAGAUUAUUUAGGGAUCCAACCAGGUGCUCCAAGAGAAGAUUUUACUGCUGCUCCAGACUGGAAAAUGUUAGUCCCAAGACCUCCAGAUACUGAGUUCAGGCGUCAUUUCCAGCCACAAAUUCAUGACCCUGACUUAAAGGACUUUACUUGGAAAUACGGAUGCAAUGCAAAGCGCAAAGUUCCAGUAAAAGGCGCUGUUCCUUCAGUGUCAUCUGCUCAAAUCUGGAAUCAUGAACAUACCAAACAACUAUCUACAUACCAGAGAGAUUUUGGGAGAGAUUAUCUUGAAAUGGUAUCAGUUUUGAAUUCUCUAGACCCAGAAGAAAUUAAAGCAUAUGUGGACAGAUCUCCCUAUCCAGAAAAAGCAAUCCUUCAGAACUUCCUUGACAAGGCAGACAAAACAUUCCCAAGGCUUUCUUCCUCAAAGAAGACAGAAGAAAACCUAGCACCUGACAACUUUCAGGAGAAAAUCCGGCCACCUCCAGGGCAGCUGAAUCACAGCUGAACAGCCUUAGCAGUUAUCUCAAUAGUAAACCUUUUGAAGAAUUACAUCCAGGUUUUUUUUAACCCUCUAGGGUUUAUUUUGAAAUUAUAAAAGACUGUAACAGUUAUGAUCAUCAAACUGACAUUGAAAAUACAGUAUUGAUUCAGGAACUUCAUUACUAUCACAGAGGAUUCUGUGUUUCAUAUAUUACAAAUCGACUUCUUUUACAUAGAUCCAGUUGUGCUGAGGAUGAGAUUUUCCCACACUACUAUCUCCUUGUUAUAACAGUGUUGCAACUUUAAAUAAAAUGAUUAAAAUAAUA